AUGGUUGUAUUCCCUCAUUAUUCGUCAAUACUCCUGAUUCUACUGGUGAGUGUGACGAUAUGUUGCACUCAGGAGCUCAGUGGACAGAUGUGCACUUAUUAUGUAACGGGAGUAGAAACUGCUGAAGUGUUUAGAACAACAAUUUCGCAUGACUGUGCAGACGGACAACUUGAAUGUGAAGUUACAAAGUCUACCCUUCAGUAUCGUCAGCAUCAAAUAAAGAAAAACCGAUGUUGUAAAGGUUGGAUUCAAACCGGGAACAACUGCUCACUCCCGUGCACAGAUAACACGUUUGGAUUAAAUUGCUCAGAAACUUGCAAUUGUACAUCUGACAAUACCUUCUGUAGCCCAGUCAGAGGUUGUCAAUGUGAGGAUGGCUGGAAAGAACCAAACUGCAGUUCACCAUGUGAUCAUGGCUCUUUUGGAUAUGCCUGCCAGAAGAAUUGCACCUGUCUAAACGAUGCGCCUUGUGAUCCUGUAAGUGGGUCGUGUAACUGCACUCCUGGUUGGAUAGGGUCAUACUGCAACGUCAAAUGUCCAGCUGGUCGCUAUGGUAAUGACUGUCGUGAGAAUUGUAGUUGUCUAGAAGGAGCUGUAUGUGAUCCAGUUAAUGGAAGUUGUUCUUGUCAGCCCGAUAGGAUCGGUCCUAACUGCACUCUCCUUGAAGAGUCUACAACUCAUCAAAAGAAAGUCUUGCAAGAAAGUUACCCUCCAGGAAGUGGCAGUACUGUUGGUUCCCCAAAACUUGCAUUGGUUGCCGUUUCCGGCGUUAGUUUUGCUGUUGGAAUAGCAAUUGGGUUAAUCAUUUGUGUAUCAUACAAACGAUACAGGAGUUCCAUGUCCAUGCGAGCCAGUAUAGAAGGCGUCACUGAUGCUCAACAAGAAACCGAUGGUCGAGGUCGGAACAGAGGUGCUACUCAGUCUGGACUCCAAAUUGCAGAAUCUGGAGCUUUGCUAGUUUCAACUGAAAGUUCAAAACAGCCUGAAAGCGCAACUAGCACCGAAAACACGGACGUUGCGCACAUGUAUGAAACAACUAUCACGCAGUCUGAUGACAGAACGAGGAACCUACUAAAGGGGGCGCCCUCAAGUGUCUCCCAUAAUCUCAAAGAUCACUCAAAGGUUCCGCCUCCCACAGCUAACACCUCAUAUGCCGAGGAUGAAGAUGCAUACUGUGACAUGGGAG
This is a messenger RNA of Asterias rubens (European starfish), 1186 nucleotides long. RefSeq names its product multiple epidermal growth factor-like domains protein 10. The record is from RefSeq and is a predicted model, not a curated record. The transcript is spliced from 7 exons. The annotation marks the transcript as partial. Gene Ontology annotation, molecular function: scavenger receptor activity. NCBI's taxonomy places the organism in Eukaryota, Metazoa, Echinodermata, Asteroidea, Forcipulatida, Asteriidae.